Molecule: messenger RNA, 741 nt
Organism: Dioszegia hungarica
Lineage: Eukaryota; Fungi; Basidiomycota; Tremellomycetes; Tremellales; Bulleribasidiaceae
Product: putative Wos2 protein
Exons: 8
Coding region: 1-741 (246 amino acids)
Biological process (GO): protein folding; chaperone-mediated protein complex assembly
Cellular component (GO): nucleus; cytosol
Molecular function (GO): Hsp90 protein binding; protein-folding chaperone binding
Source: RefSeq, a predicted model, not a curated record
AUGUCCGAAAUCAAGCCUUCCCACCCCGAAGUGGCUUACGCCGAGCGAUGCAACCCCACCGAGCCGGAGAAGAACAUCAUCUACUUCACCAUCCAUGCUCCGGACGUGCAGGGCGAGCCGACGCUCGAGAUUACCCCGACUGAGAUCAAGUUCAGGGCGAAGGCUGGAAACCCCGCCAAGGGUCUCCCCGAGAAGGAGUACGCGUUCGACCUUGAGCUUUACGGCGAGAUUAUCCCCGAGGAAACUAAGAAGGUCACCACCUCGCGCGCGAUCGUCCUGAUUCUGCGCAAAAAGGAAAUGAGCUCAGAGUACUGGCUCCGCCUCACAAAGGAGAAGCCGAACCGUAACUGGGUCAAGACUGACUUUGCCAAGUGGGUCGACGAGGACGAGCAGGACGGAGAGGCACCAGAUCUCGGAGGCCAGGAAGACCCCAUGGGCGGCAUGGGCGGUGGCAUGCCCCCAGGCAUGGGCGGUAUGGGCGGCAUGGACAUGGCUAGCAUGAUGGGCGGCAUGGGCGGUGCUGGCGGGGCUGGCGGCAUGGACUUUUCCAAACUCAUGGCUCAGAUGGGCGGAGCCGGCGGUAUGGGCGGCAUGGGUGGUAUGGGAGGUAUGCCCGGUAUGGGCGGCAUGGACGACGGAGACGACGACAGCGAGGGCGACGAUGACGAGGGCGAUGAGGAGGAGGUCGAGGGGAAGGGUAAGGGCAAGGCGAAGGAGCUGAGCCUCGAGGACGUAGAGUAG